UUCUUCUGUGCCACCCGAGUUCCCUCUGGCCACGAUGGCCUUGGUGGAGCUUGUUGACCUGUUUCCAACGCUGGCGGAUAUCGCUGGACUUCCGGUCCCUCCGCCGUGUCCUCCGUCAUCCCUGAACGUGUCUUUCUGCUCCGAAGGGUCGAGCUUCCUGCCGGUGAUACAAAACAUGUCGCGCGGUUUUCAGAGAAAAGAGAAAUCGUCUAGAAUCGCUGAGUCCCCGAGCGUGAGCGGCGUUCAUUGGAAGAGCGCAGCGUUCAGCCAGUUUCCCAGACCGAGGAUGGAACCGAGUGUCAACAGCGACCAGCCGAGUCUGCAGGACGUGCGUAUUAUGGGCUACUCCAUGCGCACGCACGUGCACCGCUACACCGAGUGGAUCGCCUACGAUCCGGCGAGUUUCUCGGCCAACUGGACGCACGUCUACGCCAAGGAGCUGUACUUGCACGACGUAGACCCCAACGAAGAUCACAACGAGGCUUACUCUUCUCGGUAUGCCACCUUGGUCGAGAGACUCGCGCUUCAUCUACGAGAAGGCUGGCGCCAUCACCAACCCCUCUCACAUUAGCACGCGCCUGCAGGGGCUAGUUGAAUGACAUAACGCGGAGACUCCAUUCACCACCACUACCACCACCACCACCACCACCACCACCACCACCACCGGCAC
Molecule: messenger RNA, 670 nt
Organism: Pomacea canaliculata
Lineage: Eukaryota; Metazoa; Mollusca; Gastropoda; Architaenioglossa; Ampullariidae
Product: iduronate 2-sulfatase-like
Exons: 1
Coding region: 35-571 (178 amino acids)
Molecular function (GO): iduronate-2-sulfatase activity
Source: RefSeq, a predicted model, not a curated record